CGGAGCCCUAACCUUUUCAGCACAUCAAGCAAGGAGGGGAGAGUUCAGAGUGUUCAAGACUCUGACAUGACGGAGAUAAGGUCUAAUAGCUUUGGCUAAUGGAAGAAAAAUAAGCAAAUAAGGGGGGAAUAAUACAUUGGGUGCUAUCUACUUGGAAUUAUUCAAAUCAAUUCAAGUCCACAUUUGACUCUACUGCAACAAAGUACGACAAAGGUGGAGCCAUGGACAUCGGGGGCUUGGAAACAGUUGUGGCGAACUCCGCCUACGUGUCAGCCCGCGGCAGUGUGGACGGAUCUGCAGCAGCUGCCAUGCGUGACAAGAAGAUGCGUGCCAGGCUGAAACUCCCACACAUUAGAGACUGUGAACACAUGAAAACAACUGUAGACGCAGCCUUUGACAGCAUGUGUGUCAAACAGCCCAUCGGCAAGCGCCUGUUCCAACAGUUUCUGGAAAGUGACAAAACCCAUAAAAAUGCAGGAGAUCUGUGGAAAGACAUUGAAGAGUACACCAUAUGUCAAGAGAAAGACAGAGUGCAGAAGGCACAAAAAAUUGUCAAUAAAUACUAUGAGUCAACCUCUAAGAAUCUUUGCAGUUUCCUCGAAGAGAAGGCCAUCACUCGAGUUAAGGAAGACUUCAAGAAUGUACGCGGUGACCUUUUUAAAGAGAGCGAGCAGCAGCUCCUCAAACACCUGGAGCUGAAGGCUAUGGAUGGCUUCAAGAACAGCAUGUACUUCCUGCGUUUUAUUCAGUUCAAAUGGAUAGAGAGCCAGGCUUUUGAUGAGGAGUGGUUCAUGGACUUCAGGGUGCUGGGUAAAGGAGGUUUUGGGGAGGUGUAUGCUUGUCAGGCAAAGGCAACGGGCAAAAUGUACGCCAACAAGAAGCUGGAGAAAAAGAGGCUGAAGAAACGCAAAGGUUACGAGGGAGCUAUUGUGGAGAAGCGCAUCCUUGCAAAAGUUCACAGUCGCUUCAUUGUGACACUGAGUUACGCCUUCCAGACCAAGACUGACCUUUGCCUGGUCAUGACCAUCAUGAAUGGCGGAGACCUCAGGUUUCACAUGUAUAACGUGGAUGAAAAAAAUCCCGGCUUUGACGAGAAAAGAGCGCGUUUCUAUACAGCUCAGAUAAUCUGUGGGUUGGAGCACCUUCAUCAGCACAGGAUCAUCUACAGGGAUCUGAAGCCAGAGAAUGUAUUGCUGGAUGAUGCAGGACAUGUGCGUCUGUCAGAUUUGGGUCUGGCUGUUGAACUUCCACCAGGAAAAGACAAAACAACUGGAUAUGCUGGAACUCCAGGUUUCAUGGCUCCAGAGCUGCUCCAGAAGAAGGAGUAUGACUACACAGUGGACUACUUUACUCUGGGAGUCACACUGUAUGAGAUGAUUGCUGCCAAAGGGCCAUUUAGAGUACGAGGAGAGAAGGUUGAGAAUGACGAGGUAGCUCGCAGAAUCCUAAAUGAUCCGGUUUCUUACACACCCUCCUUCAGCAAAGAGUGUAAGGGCAUUUGUGAAGGGCUGAUGGAGAAGGACCCGGCCAAACGGCUGGGGUUCAAGAAUAAUGAGUGCGCAGAGCUCAAGGAUCAGCCCUUCUUCAAAGAGAUUAACUGGGGCCGUCUGGAAGCAGGUAUGUUGCCUCCACCAUUUGUCCCCGAUCCCAGAAUGGUAUAUGCUAAAGAUAUUGACGACGUGGGCGCCUUCAGCACAAUCAAAGGUGUGGUCCUGGACAACAAGGACACCGAGUUCUACAAUGAUUUUGCGUCCGGCAAUGUCCCAAUCCCCUGGCAGGAUGAGAUGAUCGAGACAGGUGUGUUUGGAGAGAUGAACAUCUGGGGAGAAAACGGCAAGCUGCCUAAUGACCUCGACCCAAACUACGUGGAGACCAAAGGAGGCGGAUGUGUGUUGCUUUGAGAAUAGAUUACCGCAUGUAGAUUUGUGCUCAUUCGGUGCCACCUAUUCCUAAUAUGUACUAUGUGUAAUUUAUGCAGUAACCUGUUGUUAAAAUUCAUAUAAAUUGUGUCUUUACAUAAUAAUAUUUUAUGUUACUUAUAUUGUAAUAUCUGUCUGGUUGAAGGUGAAAUAGCACAUAGUUGAAAUAUUGUCUGACAAAUAUAUAAAUACAGUUUUUAUUAAGUAGUUACAGAUAAAUGAAAUGAAACAUGUUUGUAUAGAAGUCACAUGUAUUCUUUGUAUAAUAUGAACUACUUGGAUGAAAGAAACAAAACUGUACUGGCACUAAUAAUGCUAUGUAAUUAUUCUGUAUUUCUUUAUUAUUAAAAAAGUAGCAUUUGAAAAAGUUAUUACUAUAUAUUGUACUAUACAUUCUAGAGAAAAGAGUUUAAAGCAAUCAAUAAAAUCUUGCAAAGCAUA
Messenger RNA from Mugil cephalus (flathead mullet), 2360 nucleotides. It is a transcript of the gene grk1b, whose product is annotated as G protein-coupled receptor kinase 1 b. Gene Ontology annotation, molecular function: ATP binding; G protein-coupled receptor kinase activity. Lineage: Eukaryota; Metazoa; Chordata; Actinopteri; Mugiliformes; Mugilidae. Gene Ontology annotation, cellular component: cytoplasm. Gene Ontology annotation, biological process: protein phosphorylation; regulation of signal transduction; signal transduction. Bases 222 to 1901 code for a protein of 559 amino acids. The record is from RefSeq and is a predicted model, not a curated record. The transcript is spliced from 8 exons.